AUGGAGAGAAGCAAUCACACAGCGACAGAGUUCAUCCUGCUGGGCUUCACAACAGAUCCCAUGAUGCAGCUGGUCCUGUUCAUUAUGUUCCUUGGUGUGUACUCUGUGACUGUGGUAGGAAAUACCACCCUCAUAAUAUUGAUCUGUAAUGACUCCUGGCUGCACACACCCAUGUAUUUUUUCAUUGGGAACCUGUCUUUCCUGGAUCUCUGGUAUUCCUCUGUCUACACCCCAAAGAUCCUAGUCACCUGCAUCUCUGAAGACAAAAGCAUCUCCUUUGCCUGCUGUGUAGCUCAGUUCUUCUUCUCUGCUGGGCUGGGGUAUAGUGAGUGUUACCUGUUGACUGCCAUGGCUUAUGACCGAUAUGUGGCCAUUUCCAACCGCCUGCUUUAUGCUCUGGUCAUGUCAAGGAGAUUGUGCAUCUGUUUGGUUAUAUAUUCCUAUACUGGUGGUUUUGUCAAUGUAAUAAUACUUACCAGCAACACAUUCACAUUGAAUUUUUGUGGUGACAAUGACAUUGAUGACUUUUUCUGUGAUGUCCCACACCUGGUGAAGUUGGCAUGUGAUGUGAAAGAGAGCUACCAGGCUGUACUGUACUAUCUCCUGACCUCCAAGGUCACUGCCCCCACUGCGCUCAUACUGGCCUCCUACCUCUUCAUCAUUGCCGCCGUCUUGAGGAUCUGCUCCACCCAGGGUCGCCUCAAAGCCUUCUCCACAUGCUCCUCCCACUUGAUCUCUGUCACCUUGUACUACGGCUCCAUUCUCUACAUCUACUCUCGCCCAAGUUCCAGGUAUUCCCUUGAGAGGGACAAAAUGGUUUCUACAUUUUAUACUGUGCUGUUUCCCAUGUUCAACCCCAUGAUCUACUGUCUGAAGAAUACAGAUGUGAAAGGGGCUCUGAAAAAACUUUCCAGGUUAACACAAUCUGAAGUCUAA
Ceratotherium simum simum (southern white rhinoceros) is the source of this 936-nucleotide messenger RNA. Its product is annotated as olfactory receptor 9G19-like. Gene Ontology annotation, molecular function: olfactory receptor activity; G protein-coupled receptor activity. Gene Ontology annotation, cellular component: membrane. Gene Ontology annotation, biological process: G protein-coupled receptor signaling pathway. NCBI's taxonomy places the organism in Eukaryota, Metazoa, Chordata, Mammalia, Perissodactyla, Rhinocerotidae. The record is from RefSeq and is a predicted model, not a curated record.